CGAGAAUGUCUUGAUCACCCUAUGUCUCCAAAAAUCAGCCAGAGAGGAACCAGCAUACCCAAAAGCAUCUCCCUAGGCAUUUGAAGUUGAAGACGAGGUAUGGCAGGUAGCGCCUUUCAUCCACAAGCUUGAUUGCUAUUCUCUCCAAGGAGCUCCUCGGAACAGCUUGCGUGCAGUUGCUUUUUUCCAAUCACCACAUACACGCUCAAGCCCGACAAGUGUUGCAAAGUACUGCAGCCUUGCCCAUGUCCGUAGAGGAUGGAGCCCGAGCUGCAGCAGUGGAUAUGCGGAACAGUUAUUGUGGAAGCGAAGAAGCUUUUACUUGAUUCGACGCAGAAUUCUUUCCAGGAUACCACUAAGGGCCAUGAUAAUGCUAUGCGAGUGCAUCUAUCUGGCACAAGAGCAGUGCAAAUUAUUGAUUUUAAUGGUCAACGGAAGGCACCUUUUACCAACAUUUCGGUCUCGGACGUGUCCUGUCAAAUCCGUGCGAGUUUAUCGGAAGCUGCAAGAAAACAGUUCGAGAAUAGGUACGACCGGCGCUUACCACAUAGAACUGUUGGGGCCAUUUUCGAGAUUGGCGGGUGUUAUUUGAUAUUCAAAUCGAAAGUAAAAGGUGUCCCACAAGUGACACUCAGUAUUGAUAGUCUUGUUUUGAAAGGUGGCGAGGGUUCAUCUAACCGUGGUUUUCCGGUACCGAUUGAGGAAAUUGAAGAUGUCCAACAGCUGAUGACACGAAUGAAGAAUACAGUGCCUCCGCAGGAGGCUUUGGUCAGAAGCCGUUAUAAAUGCACCUCCCCUAUACGUUCUCUGGCCGAGAUCCCCUCGGGAGAUGAAAUGGGGAGUCCAAAUGGACAACUUGCAACGCAGGCUCCAGUAGCCCCGGAAAUUUAUGAUAAACACAGCAAAGUCACAAAGAAGUCGGCACCUUCGUCAAGGAAUCUGAAGGCGGUUAACCUACGCGGGAAUCAACUACUCGGGCUAAUAGGGAAAAACAAAAAAUCCAACACUCCAUCUUCAAAUUUGAUGGGUGGGAUACCUGAGUCACGCCGUCCUAUUUCGCUGUCAGAUAAUAAGCGGGCGGCAGCCAUUGAAGGUGGUGCAGGAGAAAGCAAUGAACGAAAGUUCCUCCGAUUAACAGGCCGCGGGAACGGCGCUAUACGUAUGCCGGUUGGUGAGAAUAAGGGUAGCGGCAAGCCGAUAGUACCCUCAAAGCAAGGACUUCCUGGCGAGAACCCCCGGGUGGGUUCGCAAAGUACCAACGACCGUGGAAGUAAUGCUGGAACUCCUCUUGUUGAUCCAUUACGACUCAUCACGUCACAUUCAGAAAAAGAGCUGCCAAGGCCAAUUAGGGAUAUCGGGUUAAACUCGCGACCGACGAAUAAGCCAACAUUCAAUUCCUUCCAAGAGAACCCCUGGGGAAAGUUGAACCGAAUCCCCCUCAAGCAUGUCAUAAUACCCAAAAAGCAGCUUGUGAAGCUCUCCACCGCGGCGUCGUGGGUCACCUCCGUAGCGGAUAUCGAAUCAUUGCAUAUAAGUCUCCAAUCUGAUAUACCUGACAGCUUCAUGCCCUCUACCCUCGAGCAUGUAGUGGGUACUGUCGACCAAAUUAUUACUACGCCAGGCCAUACAUUUGAAGCGAAGGAAAGUGGCACAAAUAAACGUAGCCUCAACGAUGGUUCUUCCCGUGAGGUUGAGGUGUCAAGCCCACGAAAUAAUUAUCAUGAGAGCCAACGGGCUGAAAAUCUCAGCGACAACAUUCGCCGUACCACAUCCCAAAAAGAUCCGGUUGUUAUACUGGACGCGGUUGGGGCAGAAGAAGAUGAUGCCGUGUCGUGGGCACCAACUUCAAGGGCAUCAUCAAUGGGCCCUAUCCCGAAAAAUGAAAACGAACCAUUAAUCAUGUCAGCUUUUCCGCCGCCUCAUUCAAAUACACAUUCGCUCCAGGCUACGAACCAAGUCCCUGCGCCAAGCAGCCCAGAUAGUUCACCCAGUCGAAAGCUAAAUAUGGACAGUAAUGUUCAUUUAUCAUCGAUAUUACCAAGUCUCUCAGAUUCAUCGGAUAUUAAGUUCGAUAAUGGGACGGAUUUGAAAGACGGAGGUGGAUCAUUAACCAACAACGUCCAUUCUAGUAUACCUCACUCAGAAGAUGAUAUGGAGCAGAGCGUACCAUAUGCUAUUGGUGAUGUCAUUCAGUCUUCCGAUGAUAUCUACUUGUCUCGCAUCCCAGCUUCUGCUAUAACGGUGUCCUCAACGAGGUCGCAGCAGUCUCCAGUCCUGCAGAUUGAAAGAACUCCUUAUAGUCGUUUGCAGAAAGACCAGCCUUCCUUACCAGAGGCACGUUUUCUAGGGUCACCCUUGGAACCAAAAAAGCCAAUGCCGAGUCCUCACAGCUCGGCUGGUUCUAUAAUCUUGGGGACUUUCAACUGGGAUGCAAGCAAGGAUGAUGAUACCCCAGGGCACUUCUCGACGCAUGACAAAUUACAACAAGGCCACGACAAAGACCGUCGGGCUAGUGAUGUUACUCCGGAACCCAGUGCAGGAAAGGUUGCUGGGCGAUCGGAGUGUCUUUCAACGCCGGUGCUUGAUCAUCCACCGAUAUCCAUCGACGCUGGCGGAGAACGAGAACUAUGUGGUGAAAACCGCAACGGGAGUGGAUUUAACCAAAACGAAGUCACAUUUCGACAUAGUUCUCAGCCAAAAUCGACACAAGACGUAAAGUCCUCGGUGGGUAUUGACGCUGAGAAGCUAUCAGAACCCGCGAAACCGUUGGGAUCUGAAUCUCCGGUUUAUAAUGUACUCCCUUCUCUUCCAUCCAUCACCUCUCCGACAUCGAAGAAAAUCGCCAAAUCAUACAUAACUAGACGCGAAAGGAAGAGACAGAGGGAGGAGUCGGGGAUGCAAUUUUCAUAGUUAUGUUUGGCCCUAAGCCAUGAUACCUCCUCUUUAUCUGGCCUAGCUCGUUAAGCCACGAUGGUGGCGUCCUGGGAUGAUACUGGGACGCCUCUAUUACAUAGUUAAUUGGAUACUUGGGGUCCUUUACUGAUGUACAAUAUUAUUUUACCUUAAAUCGUCGCUGGUAGCCGUUCGAUCAAUUUGUUAACGUAGUGUAAUAAGAAAAUGCUGACUGCCCUGGUGCCUCUGGGGCUCUGUAGCCAGUGCGGUUUGGUGACCGCCUGCGUUUGCAGGUUGCAAGGCAGAGGCGCGGAUGGCACUAGUCUUCAUGGAGCGGUGUAAAAAAGUAGAUAGGUGAUCUCUGCAUAAGCAGACCAA
Pseudogymnoascus verrucosus is the source of this 3270-nucleotide messenger RNA. RefSeq lists its product as uncharacterized. Gene Ontology annotation, molecular function: telomeric repeat DNA binding. The record is from RefSeq and is a predicted model, not a curated record. The transcript is spliced from 3 exons. NCBI's taxonomy places the organism in Eukaryota, Fungi, Ascomycota, Leotiomycetes, Thelebolales, Thelebolaceae. The coding region runs from base 259 to 2910 and encodes 883 amino acids. Gene Ontology annotation, biological process: telomere maintenance via telomerase. Gene Ontology annotation, cellular component: telomerase holoenzyme complex; chromosome, telomeric region.